Prorocentrum cordatum is the source of this 2770-nucleotide messenger RNA. The record is from the annotation of a GenBank genome assembly. Lineage: Eukaryota; Dinophyceae; Prorocentrales; Prorocentraceae.
GGGUGCCGCUGUGUUCCACCAGACGGGCCCGCCAUGACGCUGGGGGGCGAAGCGGCUGCGGCGGCCGCGCCGCCCGGGCUGGACGCCGCCCCAGGGGGCGAACCGCCGCCGCCUGCCCCAGAGGGCCCCGCCGCCGACGCGAGCCUGGGCAGCUGGUGGCUCGCGGCGGCGUGGGGACUUCUAGCCCUGGCGGGCGGAGGAGCCCUUGCCGCCCAGCUGGGCUCGACGGGGCGGGCCCGCCUCGCGGGCCUCACCGUCUGCGGGCUGGUGGGCCUCCUCGCCACGGCGCGGGUCGCGCGCCAGGCUUGGUGGCUCUACUGUGACCAGGAGGCGACGAAGGCGCAGAUGGCCUCCCUCACGGCCCAGAUGCAGCAGCUGGCCCUGUCGGGAGCGAUGGGCAUGCCAGGUGGAGGCUUCCCUGGCGGCGGUCCGCCCGACGGUGCCAUGCACGGGUGGGCCGACGUGGGAGCGCCGCCGCCGGGGAUCCCGCAGGUGCCGGGCGUGACGUUGGCGGGGCCAGCCACAGGACCCGUCGGGCCCCCAGUGGGUCAGGCCACCCAGGCGCCCACGGGUGCCGCGAGCCUGGACGCGCUGGGGGCGUGGGCGGGCCUAGCCGCCCCGGCCGCCCCAGAGGCGGGCGCCGCAGCCGCUGCGGGUAGCCCGCCAUACGUCCCUCAGUACAGGCCGCCCGAGCUGGACAGCAAGGUCCGGCAGCAGGCCAAGCAGGUGAAGGAGCUCCUGACGGCGUUCGCGAACGCCUGGGGGGCCAAGACUACAUGUGGGCUGGUGCCCGAGGUGAAGCGUCUCCUGACGGGGUUCGGCUACGUAGGCGAGCAGACGGUGACGGCCCCCCGUCAUGAGGAGCUCGGGGCCGCGCUGGACCGCCUCGCGUCGGAGGCCGCGCUGACCGCUGGCGCUGGCAUCUGGCAGUCCACCCCCAGCCAGGGCCUGGCCGCCGCGGCGGGAGGCUCGGAGGAGACGCGGUGGGGCUCCUCGCUACCAGCGGACCUCCAGCGAGCGGCCCCCGAGAUCUACAGGGGUCGACGACGCUACCAGGGGAGUCGGACCAGCCCAGUGUGGGUCGACCUGUGGACUCUUGCCACGUCGGUCGAUCUCCGCCUCCGCGACUGCGGCAGCGAUCUGGAGAUCAUGCAGGUGCUGGCCAAGGACGACAUGAUGGAGAUCGGCCUCCGCCGCCUCGCGGCAUACGUGUACGAGCAGCGGAGCGGCGACCGCGUCGGGGCCCAGCACAUGUUGGGCAUCGCGCCGCCUGGCGGCUCGGCCGACGUGGCUCCGACGUGGAUGGUGGCCUCAGCGAUGAUGCACACGAAGAUCGAGCACCAGCGCAGGGAGAGAGUCGAGGCUGAGGCACGCCACAGGCGCAAGAAUGACAAGGGCGGUGGUCGAGGCGACGGUCGCGGAGGCGUUCUUUCCCUCACUUUGGUGGAUCGCCCGACCCAGAUGACGAGCCGAUCUAGUCGACUACGGCAUCGAUUCAAGCGGAAGCUCACCCUGUGGGCUCUCGCCAACGAGUUCGUGCAGGGGAUCAACACCAUGGACACGGGCUCGUGCAAGGACCUCACCCGCCCCCGCCGCAAGGAGAGCUUGUCGGAGAACAUGCUGGGGCUGCACGGCCAGGUGCAUAGGGUAGCUCUACGAGAAGCUAAACGGCUGGCAGAGGCGCGCCGGGACUGCGGUCUGACAGGCGUCCCCGCGGUGCUGGAGCUAGCUCGUGUGGAGGAGGUGGGCUAUGGCAAGCCGACCCGCCUGUCGACCCAUGAGGCCCUGAGAGCGGAGGACAUUGAUGAGCCGCAAGUAGUGAAGAGUGUGAACAUGCUCGAGGCGCUCGAGCCGGAGGAGGCCAGGUACUACAGCGACGAGGGGCUUGUGGUCGCCCCGACGGAGUUGCGCAGCCGCGUGAUCUUCGAGGAGCUGCAGGCCAAGUUCGGUUUCGUUGGAGGCACUCAGGAGGAGUACGAGAAGUAUGUCAGCCGCUCAGACAUGCCGCCCAACCUGUGGCACUUCGGGGGCCCGCAGGAGGUGAAGGCCAUCGCGGGCUUCAGCACGGUGGGCAAGAAGACCAGCGGGCGGCAGCGUAAGAUCAUCAUGAUGGUGGCGGCUAACUAUAUGUUUCAGGACGUGAGGGGUCGAGCCGAACGCGGACUACACGGAGGAGGUGCGUUGGCCAGCCUGCACGUCCCGUCGGACGACCGGGCGGCCGCGGCGUUCGACGAGAGCAACGCCUUCUCUUUCGUCGAGGUUCCGAGCUGGAUGUGGGGCUGGCAGUGCGUGCCGCCCGCGAGGGCGUCCGCCGUCUGGUGGCUUCUGUCGCCCAGCCAGCGAGACUCUUUGGAUCCCGAGAGUUGGGUCUACCCGAUGUGGCGUCGUUUAGUCAUGGGCAGCUCCCACAGCGUGCACAUCCUGAUGUCAAUCAACGCGAGGAUAUGCUCCAUGACGCUGAGGCGCAGCCUGGUGGACCCGCGGCAUGAUCACACUCUGGCGUGGCAGGCCGGAUACCAGAUGCUGAAGGCAGUGCGCCACGCACGGCGUCAGGAGACCCGUGUCUUCGUGGUCAUGCACUUGUUCGCGGGGGCCCGGAGGGAGCAGGACGUGCAGCACUACGUCGAGGCGAUGAUGGCCGACCUGGAGCUGAAGGUGCUCAUGAUCUCGGUGGACCUGGCCGAGGACUCGCGGUGGGACCUCGGGCGCGUCGACACCUUUGAGCUGCUCUGGUCCCUGGUGGCCGAGGGCCUGGUGGACGUGAUCCUGG